This is a messenger RNA of Podarcis muralis (Common wall lizard), 8036 nucleotides long. It is a transcript of the gene DAAM1, whose product is annotated as dishevelled associated activator of morphogenesis 1. Lineage: Eukaryota; Metazoa; Chordata; Lepidosauria; Squamata; Lacertidae. Gene Ontology annotation, molecular function: small GTPase binding; actin binding. The record is from RefSeq and is a predicted model, not a curated record. Gene Ontology annotation, biological process: actin cytoskeleton organization. Gene Ontology annotation, cellular component: stress fiber.
GGUUGGUAGGAGCGGCUUGCUCCGCGCGAGCCUCCCUUUACGCACAGCCGGAGACUCGCAUUGUAUCCUAUCGGGCCAAAAGGGGAUGAUGUCACCUGCGGGCUGGUAAGGCGAGGGGAGGCAGGCGCUGCUGCCGUUGCUGGUGGCGGCGGCAGGAGGAGGAGGAGGAGGAAGCGAGACCGAGCCUGGUUCCCGGGCUCCUUUUGUAAGCAGCCGGGGACAGAAGGAUCAGAAGCAGCCGGAGCGGGCUUCGCCUCCUCCGGGAUGGAGCGAGCGCCAGGGUUUAGUGUCUAGGAAGGCGAACCAGGAGAACUCCAGCCAUGGCCCCACGGAAAAGGAGCGGGCGAGGGAUCUCGUUUAUCUUCUGCUGCUUCCGGAGUAAUGACCACCCGGAGAUCACGUACCGGCUGCGGAAUGACAGCGCCUUUGCCCUGCAGACGAUGGAGCCCGCCCUGCCCAUGCCUCCGGUGGAAGAGCUGGACGUUAUGUUCAGCGAGCUUGUGGAUGAACUCGACCUUUCGGAUAAGCACAGAGAAGCCAUGUUUGCUCUUCCAGCAGAAAAGAAAUGGCAGAUCUACUGCAGCAAGAAAAAGGACCAAGAAGAAAAUAAAGGAGCCACGAGCUGGCCAGAGUUCUACAUUGAUCAGCUUAACUCCAUGGCUGCUAGAAAAUCGCUGAUUGCUUUGGAAAAAGAAGAUGAAGAAGAGCGCAGCAAAACCAUAGAGAGUUUGAAGACGGCGCUGAGGACCAAACCAAUGAGGUUUGUCACCCGGUUUAUCGACCUGGAUGGCUUGACGUGCAUUCUGAACUUCCUGAAGAGCAUGGACUACGAGACCUCUGAGUCCCGGAUACAUACCUCUCUCAUCGGGUGCAUCAAAGCUCUGAUGAACAACUCUCUGGGGAGAGCUCACGUCCUGGCCCAUUUGGAGAGCAUUAAUGUGAUAGCGCAGAGCCUAAGCACGGAAAACAUUAAGACCAAGGUGGCCGUGCUGGAAAUCAUGGGAGCUGUGUGCCUGGUUCCCGGGGGUCACAAGAAGGUGCUGGAAGCCAUGGUGCACUACCAGAAAUACGCCAGCGAAAGAACUCGCUUUCAGACACUAAUAAAUGACCUGGACCGAAGCACAGGCCGAUACCGGGACGAAGUGAGCCUCAAGACGGCUAUUAUGUCCUUCAUCAACGCAGUUCUAAGCCAAGGGGCUGGAGUGGAAAGUCUGGACUUCAGACUCCACCUCCGAUAUGAAUUCCUCAUGCUUGGGAUUCAGCCUGUGAUUGACAAAUUAAGAGAACACGAAAACUCCACGUUAGAUAGGCAUUUAGACUUUUUUGAAAUGCUCAGAAAUGAAGAUGAAUUGGAGUUUGCCAAAAGAUUUGAACUGGUCCAUAUAGAUACGAAAAGUGCAACCCAGAUGUUUGAGCUUACGAGGAAGCGGCUGACCCAUACAGAAGCGUACCCACACUUCAUGUCUAUCCUCCAUCACUGUCUCCAAAUGCCUUAUAAGAGAAAUGGCAACACGGUCCAUUAUUGGUUGCUGCUUGACCGCAUCAUACAACAAAUAGUUAUUCAGAACGACAAAGGGCAGGACCCAGACUCAACACCCCUGGAGAACUUUAAUAUUAAGAACGUUGUUCGAAUGCUGGUUAAUGAAAAUGAAGUGAAGCAAUGGAAAGAACAAGCGGAAAAGAUGAGAAAAGAACAUCACGAGCUCCAGCAGAAGCUGGAAAAGAAAGAGCGGGAAUGUGACGUCAAGACCCAGGAGAAGGAGGAGAUGAUGCAGACCUUGAAUAAGAUGAAGGAGAAGCUGGAAAAAGAACUGUCGGAGCAUAAACAAGUCAAGCAGCAAGUGGCAGACCUCACGGCACAGAUCCACGAACUGAGCAGGAGAGCAAUAUGCGCUCCUGUCCCAGGGGGGCCCCCUCUGCCUCCGGGUGCUCCUGGGGGGCCCUUACCAACAGCUUCCAUAGGUUCUCUUCUCCCGGUCCCUCCGCCACCACCACCUCCUGGCGGGGUCCUCCCACCACCGCCUCCGCCGCCACCGCCUCCCGGUGGACCGCCUCCUCCACCAGGGCCGCCUCCGCUUGGCGGCCUCACCCCAGCUCCGGGAGCACCCUUGGGAUCAGCGCUCAAGAGGAAAAACAUCCCGCAGCCCACAAACGCUCUCAAGUCCUUCAACUGGUCCAAGCUGCCUGAGAACAAGCUGGAAGGCACCGUAUGGGCCGGCAUUGAUGACGCAAAGGUGUUCAAGGUGCUGGAUCUCGAAGACCUUGAGAGGACAUUCUCCGCUUACCAAAGGCAGCAGGACUUCUUUGUGAACAAUAACUCCAGACAGAAAGAAGACUCUUUGGACGACACCCUCAGUUCGCGGCAUAAAGUCAAGGAGCUUUCGGUUAUAGACGGGCGGAGGGCUCAGAACUGCAAUAUUCUCCUCUCCAGGCUAAAAUUGUCCAACGACGAAAUCAAACGUGCCAUCUUAUCAAUGGAUGAACAAGAGGACCUGCCAAAAGAUAUGCUAGAACAGCUUCUAAAAUUCGUUCCGGAGAAAGCUGACAUCGACCUGCUGGAGGAACACAAGCACGAAUUGGACCGAAUGGCGAAGGCAGACAGGUUCCUCUUCGAAAUGAGCAGGAUAAACCAUUACCAGCAAAGGCUGCAGUCCUUGUAUUUUAAAAAGAAGUUUGCUGAGCGAGUUGCUGAAGUUAAGCCUAAAGUGGAAGCAAUCCGCACUGCUUCAACAGAGACGUUCCAGAGCAAAAGCCUAAAGCAGCUGCUGGAGGUAGUUUUGGCCUUUGGGAACUACAUGAACAAAGGCCAACGGGGAAAUGCGUACGGGUUCAAAAUCGCCAGCCUCAACAAGAUUGCGGACACCAAAUCCAGCAUUGACAAGAACAUUACCCUGCUGCAUUAUCUCAUCACCAUCGUAGAAAAGAAGUACCCCAAAGUCCUCAACCUGCACGAAGAACUGAAGGAUGUCCCCCAGGCUGCCAAAGUGAACAUGACUGAGCUGGAGAAGGAAAUUGGCACCUUGCGAAGUGGGCUGAGGGCUGUGGAGACAGAACUGGCGUACCAGAAAUCUCAGCCUCCCCACCCAGAAGACAAGUUCGUUUCCGUCGUCAGCCAGUUCAUCACGCUGGCCAGCUUUAGCUUCUCCGAUGUGGAAGAUCUCCUGGCAGAGGCCAAAGAACUGUUUGCCAAGGCAGUGAAGCAUUUUGGGGAAGACCCUGGCAAAACGCAACCGGACGAGUUCUUCGGGAUCUUCGACCAGUUCCUGCAGGCUGUGACCGAAGCCAAACAGGAGAAUGAGAACAUGAGGAAGAGGAAGGAGGAAGAGGAGCGACGGGCGCGCAUGGAAGCCCAGCUCAAAGAGCAGCGAGAGAGGGAGCGCAAGGCGAGGAAGGCAAAAGAAAACAGCGAGGAGGGCGGGGAGUUCGACGACCUCGUCUCGGCCUUGCGGUCCGGCGAAGUCUUUGACAAAGACCUGUCCAAACUCAAGCGCAACCGCAAGCGCAUCACCAACCAGCUGGCGGAUGGCAGCCGCGAGAGGCCGGUCACGAAACUCAACUUCUGAGCGCGCGUGUAUAUAUAUAUACAUAUAUCUAUAUAUGUAUAUAUAUAUAUUUCAGAAGAAAACUCUAAACCAACCAACAGUCGUCUUGGAGGACACCAGGUCUUUUUACCUUCUGCCUUGCCAGCCCAUCAGUGGCCCUCCCUCCCUCAUCUCGUCCUGCCUGUGCAUGAAUGUUUUCAGUGGGAGCAUGAGUGCAGGUGCGCUGCGCCCAGAGUCUGGUGGUGCGGCUGGGAUUCGGAACUGUGUGCAUGCGCGAGCGCGGGCGUCAACAUGCACAGGCACCGCUGCCUGCAUGAGUUCUCCCUUUUCCAUCAGUUGCGGGAGGCGUGGGGGGGGCAAGUGUCGCCGCAAAAAGUAGCUUUCAUGCUGUCUAAGCACAAGUGUCGGUGAUCGAGAGAGAAAGAGAGGGGGAGGCGAAAACAUCCCCCCCAAUACCAAGGAAAUGAGAGAGGCUGGUGGGCGAUAGCACUUGGGUCCGUUCUGGGGGGGUCCUUUUAUUUUGGGGUGGGGGGAAACAGCUUGGAGUUAAGAGGGGGAAAGAAGUGCUGCUAUUGUGCUACGUUAGCGCAAGGGCGUUUUGACAUGGACAGCCCAGCCUCGGAAACCUGUUGCCAUUGAGGCUACAGGUGGCGGGAGACGUCCGUUAGAAACCGCUCUUGUUCAGUCUGAACGUAGCAUUGUUGGGGGAAAGCCGAGAUUAUUAUUUUUUGUUUCUGUUUUCACUCAGAACUUGAACAUCCCUUGUGGCCGUUGUGCCAGCUCCUUUGUGUUCCGUAACCCCCAUUUUUGGGGGGGACACGGGGAGUCAUGCUUCUGUUCCUUUCGAACAAGACGCACCUCUCUCUUUGGGAGCCUUCAGGGAACCAGCUGAAGGCGAUCCAAAGGAUUUUCUCAUUGCUGUAACGACACCGAUGUAGAAUUCACUCUUGUGUGGGGGGGUUUUUUUUGCCUGAGACCAGAUGGUGGGGUGGGGGUGGGGAUUUGGGGGAGGGGGCUGGGUCUCUUCUUAACUUUUCGUUUUAACGGAAGAAAGCGUCUGUGUAUUCAUUAUCGUCCGUUUCCCAUUCCCCGUCCCGACAGGACAAACUGUAUUCUCUGUAAACGUCGCUCAGAAUUGGCUCUGUUCAGGCCAGUUUCGCUGUAAUGUACCCGGCCAAUGCAGGAUAACUCCAGGAGCGCCUUGGCGUAAUGUGCAAACUUUGGCCCCGAUCCAGAAGAGCCUUUCCCGUGCAUGGCAAGGGUUGGCUAAUGAACUCUCGAGUAUUCAUAGUUGGGCUUUCCAUUAUGCAGCCUGCCCCCCUUCUGCUUUCCCCAUCACACAGACAGCCCUCUUAAGGCUGCCUCUGUUUACAGAUCUGUGCCAGAAUGAUGAGCAUGGAUCUUGGAAGGGCAACCAUGCUUGCCGGGGGCAUUGCCCCAGGGUUUCCCUUUCCCUCGAAAGAGGUUAGUAGGGAGUUUCUGCAAAGAAGGGGUCUGGGAGAUGUUAGGGACCUAAUGUAUAGCGCAAGGGUAGCAGGAAAAAGGCCGCGAAAAUUCUUGUUUCUUGCAAACGGGCUUUGCUGUUCAUAAUGUUUUCCUCUUUGCAGAUUUGUAAGAAAUUUGUCAAGUUGUCAAUCCGAAAUCUCCUUAAACCCAGAUUGCUCAGGGAGUAAUUAAUAAUUUAAAAACGAAACAGUAAUACAAAAUAUAAAAAAUAAUAAUGGAAAAGUUAAAAAAAAAAAGCCAAUCUUAUAGCGUGGCUUAAUAUCCUUAAAUUAUAGAGAAUAUAGAGGACUGUUACUUUCUUUCUUUUUUGCUUUUAUUUAUUUGCGGGUUUUUCUCUUAAGUGAUUUUUAUACCAUCCACAUCGUGAUCCAAAACCGAACGGGGAUUUUUGUGUGUUGUUGAUGUUGCCGUUGUUGUUGCUGUUUUUUCUUCUUUCCUGUGGAGGUUGUUUUGAGUUGUGUUUUUUUUCUGUUGCACUAGAUAGCUGAUGCUGUUUGAGAUAGGUUUUUAAUUGAUUUGUUUUGCUUUGCUAUUGUAAAGGAUGUUAACUGGAGGGGGGCCGGGGGGCUGUUCUCUGCCCCCGCCCCUUCCCCCAGUUGUGUACUGUACAGCAAAUGUGCGGAUUUAUAUAGAAACGAGUUUGUACAAAAUGCAGUUCCUGUUGCGCGGAAUCCCCAAAUCCCGAUGCAACACGAAAGCUGUGAAGAUCACACCAGCGAGAGCUGUGAAAGAGCUCUCUGUGUGUGCGUGUGAGUAUAAGGGUGAUCCCUUGACUCUUCCCCCCUUGUUCUUACGAUUUAGUUUUUCUUCAUCGCAACUUUUUCGAAGGACCCACGUGUACUGAUGGCUCUUCAAGUAGCUUGUCAACGGUAAGAAUGCAAACGUCCGAUACUCUGGAGUUCUGCAGAGUGCGAGGCGUGCGAAGGCAGCACUUUGCUCGAAAAGUAAAAUAAAAACCAAGUUGUUCAUUACUGUUACUUAAACUAAAGUGCCUCUAUUUUAUAUAUAUUUUUAUUUGUAGCUGGGAGAAAAUUUGGUCGGAUAUGGUAUUGUUAGGGAGUUGACUUUCAAAAUGGAGGGUGGGAGAGAGUUCAGACUGGUCAAAAGGUUGCGUUAAAAUGAUUUGAGAUGGGGGAGGGAGGAGAGAAAAACAAUGCAGCGUGCUAUAGAAUAGGAAUGCGCAGAAAGGGUGCCGUCGCUCACAAGGUUCAGUCUGGUCAGGGGAUCUGCCCUGCAUCUUAACAGAUUUAGAGGGGCAUCUAAAAAUUCAUCAGGUUCUUGAUCUGCAGGAUAAGUCCUGGGGAAAGGAAGGUGCCUUUUUUUCAGUGGCGUAGCGUGGGUUGCCAGUGCCCGGGGCCACACGGAGGGGUGGGAGGGCAGGAAAAGGAUGGAGUGCGCUUGCGCAUUCAACUGCGCAAUGGCAUCCGCGUCACCCAGCCACAGAAAAGAAGAUUUGUUCCAUUAUCUGGAGAGGUCACUUCCUGGUUUGCAUGAAGAAGCCGAGCCCUGUGACAAAAGCACACAGUUGUAUUGAGGCAGCACCGGGUGUUGAAAUUUUGCGCCUGGAGCAACCACCCCUGUGGGGGCUCCCCACGCUAUGCCACUGCUUUUUUUUAACCUCUAGGACAAUGGGAUAUUUCAUUGGAGGAAGCAGGUUGUGUGGAACACCUUUGACCAACAACCAUGUGUCCCAGCACAGACCACCAUGAUGGACUUGAGACAUCCUGCAGUAGUUUGUUGCAUUCUGAGAAUCAAGACCCCCAAUCUACUAUUUCUGAUUCUCCCAGUGGGCUCAUCCAUAAGUGCGUCAAACGCUGGAAAACCCAGCAUUCCCCACUUCUGCCACGGGGGAGGGGGCGCUUUGUGCAGUCUGCAACUGUGCCCCCCGCCUACAUACUGCAAAACGGCUUCCUGUAGCUGAACCUCAAACUUCUGAUUGGAAUAAGAAUUGCCUCGUGCUAGCUUUCUUUGGGAGGGAGUUCAGUUGGGUCCGGCUCAAUCGAAAGGAAAGUGCAAGGAAGCAAUUUUGCCAAGUGCCUCCACCAUUACACAAGCCGUGUCGCCGUCCCACUGGAAGCGAGGUCAUUGGGGAUGUGGCUGCAGGAAUGGGGCAUGCAAAGUGACUGUUGUGUCCCGAGCCUGUUCAGUCCAGCUGAGGACAAAGUCAGCGCCCUAAAGGAAGCUGUGUCAAUCUUGGCAUUGGUUUUGAAAGCUCGCCCAUCGUGGUUGCAGCUGCUAGCACCACGUUCCCAUUUAGGCUCAGAGUAGACCUGGGCUCGGUAGUCGAAUCCACCACGAUGACCUGUUGCAAAGUUGGGACUGUGAAGUCCUCUGGCGUUUAUUGCAUUAAAAACCACCCUUUCAGCCGGAUCUUGACGGACUCUUGUCUGCGCUGUACAAAACAUUGAAAGGUGAGUUUGUGUCUGUUACGCAGCCUGGGUUGCUGGAUCUUCCGGGAUUUCCAGGGAUCCACGCUGAGCUGAUUGCAGAUCGGGGGAAGCAAGGGCACCGGUGGGAAAUAUUUCCUUGUGCUUCCAAAACCAUUCUUGCUUUGCAACAAGCUUUGCUUGUUGGGCUACACUUGCCAUUUCUUCUCGAGUUCUCAUUUCCUAAACCAUCUGCGUGCGGAUGAAAAUUCCAUGUGCCAUUUGUUGCAAACUUACAUGUAGACUGGUGCUGGUGGACGUAGCCACUCUUGUGUUCUUGUUUUUCGUUUUAUUUCCUCUCUGUGUCUCUCUCCUGGGUGUGUCAUUCUAAAGAUUUUUUUUCUUUCCAAUUCAUGCCAAAAAAAGAAAAGAGACAAAAAAGUGAUAGUUUGUAAACUGAAGUAUACUAAUGUAGCUUAGUGGUAGCAAACCGUUUAGUGAUUCCUAGGUGCAAGGAUGUUUUUUAGCUAGCAGGAAAUGCUGUGUAUGUUAUGAGACUGUACAUUUUUCUUAAAAAACAGAAGAAGACGGCAAUAUGCAAUAAAGACUGUACAUAACAAUA